AGGGGGCUGGGACCCAGGCAGGCUGAAGGAGGGGCUGGACAGAGCCUUCCUCACCGUGUCUCAUUCCUACUCCCAGAGCUCCUGGGCUCCACCAAGAAGAUCAAUGUCAACUUCCAGGACCCAGAUGGCUUCUCUGCCCUGCACCACGCGGCCCUGAAUGGCAACACAGAAUUGAUCACCCUGCUGCUGGAAGCCCAGGCUGCUGUGGACAUCAAAGACAACAAAGGCAUGCGGCCAUUGCACUAUGCGGCCUGGCAGGGCCGGAAGGAACCCAUGAAACUGGUGUUAAAGGCGGGCUCGGCAGUGAACAUCCCAUCGGAUGAGGGCCAUAUCCCCCUCCACCUGGCAGCCCAGCAUGGUCACUACGAUGUGUCUGAGAUGCUGCUCCAGCACCAGUCCAACCCAUGUAUGGUGGACAACUCGGGGAAGACGCCCCUGGACCUGGCCUGUGAGUUCGGCCGUGUUGGGGUGGUCCAGCUACUCCUAAGCAGCAACAUGUGCGCAGCCUUGCUGGAGCCCCGGCCAGGGGACACCACUGACCCCAAUGGCACUAGUCCCUUGCACCUGGCAGCCAAGAACGGCCACAUUGACAUCAUCAGACUCCUCCUCCAAGCUGGCAUUGACAUUAACCGCCAGACCAAGUCCGGCACAGCCCUCCACGAGGCCGCACUCUGUGGGAAGACAGAAGUGGUUCGGCUGCUGCUGGACAAUGGAAUCAACGCCCACGUGAGGAACACCUACAGCCAGACAGCCCUGGAUAUCGUGCACCAGUUUACCACAUCCCAGGCCAGCAAGGAGAUCAAGCAGCUGCUACGAGAGGCCUCUGCGGCUCUGCAGGUCCGGGCGACCAAGGAUUACUGCAACAAUUAUGAUCUGACCAGCCUCAAUGUGAAAGCUGGGGAUAUCAUCACAGUCCUUGAGCAGCAUCCAGAUGGCCGAUGGAAGGGCUGUAUCCAUGACAACCGGACGGGCAAUGACCGAGUGGGCUAUUUCCCGUCCUCCCUGGGAGAGGCCAUUGUCAAGCGAGCAGGUUCCCGAGCAGGCACUGAACCAAGCCCACCCCAGGGAGGCAGCACAUCGGGACCCUCUGCACCCCCUGAAGAGAUCUGGGUGCUGAGGAAGCCUUUUGCAGGUGGGGACCGCAGUGGCAGCUUGAGCAGUGUGGCUGGUGGCCGGAGCAGUGGGGCCCACACCCUGCACGCAGGCUCUGAAGGGGUCAAGCUCUUGGCAACAGUGCUUUCCCAGAAGUCUGUCUCCGAGUCCAGCCCUGGGGACAGUCCCAUCAAGCCUCCAGAGGGCUCCACAGGUGCAGCCCGGUCCCAGCCUCCAGUGGCCCAUGCUGGGCAGGUCUAUGCGGAGCAGCCACCCAAGAAGCUGGAGCUGGCGUCGGAAGGCAAGAGCGCUGAGGCUGUUAGCCAGUGGCUCGCCACGUUCCAGCUACAGCUGUAUGCACCCAAUUUCCUCAGCGCUGGCUAUGACCUGCCCACCAUCAGCCGUAUGACCCCUGAGGACCUCACAGCCAUUGGGGUCACCAAGCCAGGCCAUCGGAAGAAGAUCACGGCAGAGAUCAGCAGCCUGAGCAUUCCUGACUGGCUGCCUGAGCACAAACCCGCUAACCUGGCCGUGUGGCUGUCCAUGAUCGGCCUAGCCCAGUAUUAUAAGGUACUGGUGGACAACGGCUACGAGAACAUUGACUUCAUCACUGACAUCACCUGGGAGGACCUGCAGGAGAUUGGAAUCACCAAGCUGGGACACCAGAAGAAGCUGAUGCUGGCAGUGAGGAAACUGGCAGAGCUGCAGAAGGCAGAGUACGCCAAGUAUGAGGGGGGACCCCUGCGCCGGAAGGCACCACAGUCACUUGAAGUGAUGGCUAUUGAGUCGCCGCCCCCACCUGAGCCUGCCCCAGCUGACUGCCAGUCUCCUAAGAUGACCACCUUCCAGGACAGCGAGCUCAGUGGUGAGCUACAGGCUGCCAUGACUGGCCCAGCAGAAGGGGCUGCUACCGCCACUGCUGAAAAACCCUCCAACCACCUGCCGCCCACCCCAAGGGCUUCCAUGCGUCAGGAGCCCAGCCUGGGUGGGCGGGCACGGCACAUGAGCAGCUCUCAGGAGCUGUUGGGUGAUGGACCCCCUGGGCCUGGCAGCCCCAUGUCACGAAGCCAGGAGUACCUGCUGGAUGAGGGGGCAGCCCCUGGCACUCCACCCAAGGAGGCUCGGCCCAGCCGCCACGGCCACAGUGUCAAACGGGCCAGUGUGCCCCCAGUGCCCGGCAAGCCACGACAGGUCCUUCCAACAGGUGCCAGCCCCUUUACGCCCCCCCAGACUCCCACUAAAGCCCGGCCAGGUUCCCCCCAGGCCCCAGGGGGGACUCAUGGUCCAGCCCCAGCCACAGCCAAGGUGAAGCCCACCCCGCAGUUGCUGCCACCAACAGAACGACCCAUGUCACCCCGCUCGCUGCCUCAGUCACCUACACACCGUGGCUUUGCCUAUGUGCUGCCCCAGCCCGUGGAAAGUGAGUCAGGGCCAGCUGCUCCGGGGCCUGUACCUGCACCUGUGCCCACACCUGUGCCCAUGCUAUGCCUGCCCCCUGAGGCUGAUGUGGAGCCAGGGCGGCCCAAGAAGCGCGCCCACAGCCUGAAUCGUUAUGCAGCAUCUGACAGUGAGCCAGAGCGUGACGAGCUGCUGGUCCCAGCUGCUGUGGGGCCCUAUGCCACAGUCCAGCGGCGUGUGGGCCGAAGCCACUCUGUGCGGGCACCUGCCAACGCUGACAAGAAUGUCAACCGCAGCCAGUCCUUCGCUGUGCGGCCCCGAAAGAAGGGGCCUCCACCACCCCCACCGAAGCGCUCUAGCUCAGCCAUGGCCAGUGCCAACUUGGCUGAUGAGUCGGCACCAGAUGCUGAGACUGAGGGGUCUGGGACCGAGAAUGGCCGGCUGGGGGUCCGGGCACAACGCCGGCGGGCUAGUGACCUGGCUGGUAGUGUGGACACAGGCAGUGCCGGCAGUGUGAAGAGCAUUGCAGCCAUGCUUGAACUGUCAUCCAUUGGGGGUGGGGGCCGGGCAGCCCGUAGGCCCCCUGAGGGACACCCCACACCUCGCCCUGCCAGCCCAGAGCCAGGCCGGGUAGCCACAGCCUUGGCCUCAGUGAAGCACAAGGAGGCCAUUGGGCCUGAUGGUGAGGUGGUAAACCGGCGCCGUACGCUCAGUGGGCCCGUCACAGGACUUCUGGCCACUGCCCGCCGAGGGCCUGGGGAACCAGUGGGGCCUGCAGAUCACAGCCACUUUGUGGAGGAAGGCACCGCCCGGCAGCGGCCCCGAGGUCCAGCCAAAGGUGAGGCGAGUGGGGAGGGCCCGCCCUUGGCCCGGGUGGAAGCCAGUGCCACACUCAAGAGGCGCAUCCGAGCCAAGCAGAGCCAGCAGGAGAACAUCAAGUUCAUCCUGACUGAGUCCGACACAGUCAAGCGCCGGCCCAAGGCCAAGGAGCGGGAGGCAGGUCUCGAGCCACCCCCACCACUGUCUGUGUACCAGAAUGGCACAGGCACUGUGCGCCGCCGACCAGCCUCUGAGCAGGCUGGGCCCCUGGAGCUGCCCCCACCACCACCACCCACCGAGCCCCCUCCCUCCGACCUGAUGCACUUGCCCCCACUGCCCCCACCAGACAGUGAUGCCCGGAAGCCAGCCAAGCCACCUGUCUCUCCCAAGCCUGUCCUGGCUCAGCCGGUGCCGAAGAUCCACGGGUCACCCACACCUGCCUCCAAGAAGGUGCCACUGCCAGGUCCCAGCAGUCCAGAGGUGAAGCGUGCCCACAGCACGCCGCCGCCGCCUGUGUCUCCCAAGCCGCCGCCGCCGCCCACGGCGCCCAAACCGGUCAAGGUCGCGGCCGCCGUGUCCCCCGCUGCGCCUGACGGCGCCUCGCCUGUAGACAGCGCCCGGCAGAAGCUGGAGGAGACAAGCGCGUGCCUGGCGGCGGCGCUGCAAGCUGUAGAAGAAAAGAUACGGCAGGAAGACACGCAAGGCCUACGCCCCUCGGCCGCGGAAGAGAAGAGCACGGGCAGCAUCCUGGACGACAUCGGCAGCAUGUUCGAUGAUCUGGCGGACCAGCUGGACGCCAUGCUGGAGUGACGCGGCCCAUGUUGGGUCCGCUCAGGCUCUGGCCCGCACACUGAC
Molecule: messenger RNA, 4164 nt
Organism: Pteropus alecto (black flying fox)
Lineage: Eukaryota; Metazoa; Chordata; Mammalia; Chiroptera; Pteropodidae
Gene: CASKIN1
Product: CASK interacting protein 1
Exons: 20
Coding region: 229-4119 (1296 amino acids)
Molecular function (GO): protein binding
Source: RefSeq, a predicted model, not a curated record